Messenger RNA from Venustampulla echinocandica, 2361 nucleotides. RefSeq lists its product as uncharacterized. Gene Ontology annotation, biological process: regulation of DNA-templated transcription. The record is from RefSeq and is a predicted model, not a curated record. The coding region runs from base 1 to 2361 and encodes 786 amino acids. The transcript is spliced from 4 exons. Lineage: Eukaryota; Fungi; Ascomycota; Leotiomycetes; Helotiales; Pleuroascaceae. Gene Ontology annotation, molecular function: zinc ion binding; DNA-binding transcription factor activity, RNA polymerase II-specific.
AUGUCAAUGCCGCCGGCCUUUACGCCCCCGGGCCAUAGCUAUCCUCAUCAUCCUCAUCCUCCUCCGCCUCAGUCCCAAUCUCAACCUCUCCCAAAUCCUCAUAGCACGGCCGGUCCAACUUCUACAGAGUCACUCCCUGUACAUCAACAUCACAAUCUGCCAAUCGCCCAGCCAUACGCGUCGCCCUUUGAGAACCAGACGCAAUCACAAUCACAAUCGCAGGCGCAAUCGCAAUCACAGUCUCAGUCACAAGCACAGACACAGGCACUACUGACGCAGCUGCAGCUACAGCCGCAACAACAACAGCAGCAGCUUCAGCAACCACAGCAUCAUAGUCCUUACGGCAAUGGACCGCCGGUGGGGUCACCCAGCGACAUCCCGCAAGGGCAAACGGGAUCAUCUACAGCUGCUGGCGGCGGUGAGGGCCACAAGGGAAACCGUUUGAGGAAAGCUUGUGAUUCUUGUAGUACACGCAAGGUCAAGUGCGAUGAGUCUGGACCUCCCUGCCGGGCUUGUGCAGCCCUGGAAAUUCCAUGUACACGCGACAGACCCAGUCGGCGACGAGGUCCACCAAAUCGACAUGCAGAAGCUAUCAAAAAGCGUAGACUCGAAUCGCCUUCUGGCGCCGGCGGCACCCAGCCAGGCGCAGGCAGUUUCUCCUCUCCCUCAUCGCCCAAUAAUGUCGCUGCGACGCUGGCAUCCUUCUCCUCUCAUGCCGUCUUAAACGCGGAAUCCAUAUGCCCGUUCUCCACCCUCGAGCUUCUUGUCGACGACUUCUUCACAUACAUACACCCUCUAUGCCCAUUCCCGCAUGAACCAUCGUUCCGCAUUGCAUUUAAGCAGCGUGAGGAUCUUAACAACCCCUCAUUUCUUGCGUUGCUUGCGUCGAUGGUUGGUACUUUGGUAGCAUCCUUCCCACGCAAGCCCAGAUUACAUUUGAAAGCCCAGAGCCGUGAACACCUGUUCCCGAAUUCGAUCAACCUGGUAGAAAGAUGCCAUAAGGUCGCUGUGGAGGCUCGGGGGCCAGGCUACCUGGAUAGAGAGCUCACAGUGUAUGAUGCAGCAACGAGCUACUUUCUGGGCCUGUCGGCAGCCUACACAUUCCAGUGGCGGCAAUGUCGUUUGUAUUUUGGAGAGACUUUGACCAUUGCAAGGGUUCUCGGUGCCCAUAAAGUUAAAGACCCCGGUCUUCUUGCGAUUGGAAGCUUACCUACCGCGUUCGGGGCGGAUGGUGGGGGUUUUGAUGGCCAGCCACAACCAGUGGAUUACAUCAGACAAGAGAUUGGCAGGAGAAUCUUCUGGAUCAUGUUUGUGGGCGUCAGAUCUAUGCAGCAACUCGGUGCUAGCUUUGGCGAGCUGCUCAUACCUCCUUCAACUCCCAACGAGCCGUAUCCACCUUUCCCAAUGGAAGUUGAUGACGAAUACAUCUUCCUUGACCAUGUUGAGCCGCAGCCCCCUGGAAUUAUAUCGAAUCUCACCGGCUUCAACCUUGGUAUUCGAAUCUACCUGACUGUCAAUCCACUCGCGACUAUAGAGAUGGCUUAUGGAAUUGACGAGAUUUUUGACUGGACAAGGCAAAAGAGAGCACUUGAGGAGUGCCUAAAAUCCGUAAAGCAAGUUUUAGAUGUAAUUCCACAAGAAUUACUUCUCCGGCCUGGGUCUAAUCCUGGCGAAUUCGAAGCUUCUGCUCGCCGCUACUUCCCUCCUGUUCCUGAUAUUGCAGGAGUCAGAUCCAACGGAGCUGAUACGCCUAGCUGGCCACAGACCGCUACUGAUGCGCGGAGGAAUCUGCAGUAUGAAAUCCAGAAGGCCAAUAUUUACGCCAGUCAACUUAGUACCCGGUCAUAUAUUGUGGAGAAGUACUGGAAUCUCCAUGAAUCGUAUCAGCGGAUGAAGUGGACUACUGGCGAGUCUGCGGCACCUAAGUCGCCUGGUUUGAUGCCACCUGGCUUGGAAGGGAUUCUCCCGAAGGAAUCCGACGCAGAUACUAUCGAUGCGAUUGAGGCUAAUGUAGCAGCAGAGAGGGAGAGUAUUGUCAAAGAUCUGCUACAGGUGCUUGGGAGCAUCAGCCAGGUUAACAUGGAACCCAAUGGAGGUAGUUUUAUAAAUAAAAUCCGACAAAUAGCGUCUACUUUGAUCAGUACCCCGCAAAACCGCAAGGGUCCUUUUGCACUAAAGGCCGAAGAUUAUUUGGCCAAGUUUCUAGAUGUGUUAAUGAGGCUGGAACGGAUCAGCCCGGCACUUAAGAAUGAAUCAGCGGCGGAGGUUGAUGAGGAAGAGGAGCUGCGAAGUUGGGCAGAUCUAAGGGAUUACCAGAUGCGUUUUGCACAGGCUGGAGGUUUUAUCAACGAGAUUGGCUGA